Molecule: messenger RNA, 2715 nt
Organism: Selaginella moellendorffii
Lineage: Eukaryota; Viridiplantae; Streptophyta; Lycopodiopsida; Selaginellales; Selaginellaceae
Product: NADP-specific glutamate dehydrogenase
Exons: 17
Coding region: 243-2186 (647 amino acids)
Cellular component (GO): cytosol
Molecular function (GO): L-glutamate dehydrogenase (NADP+) activity
Source: RefSeq, a predicted model, not a curated record
UCCUGUGAAAACUUCUAUUCUCUGCGAUAUGCCUGCUUCUACGUAUCAGUCCUUGGGAACGCGCAUCGAUGAGUGGUCGACAAAGGCUGUGAAAACUUCUAUUCUCUGCGACUAAAGUUCUAUGGGAACUCAAAGACUGCGGCUAUGGUGAUGAGAUAAGCCCCCAAGUUCUAUAAAUUAUGUGAAAACUUCUAUAAGUUCUAUGGUCUCGUUUUGCGCUUUAGGGCGUAUAUUUUCGUGCUAUGUUGCAUGGAGGGGAGCGCGGCGGCUACCUGGCGGCGGAGAUGGAUCUUCUCGGCGGCCAGGUGAGAUCGCCCGGGAAUCACCACCACCACCACGGCCUGGGCGGCGCGGUGGAGGAGAUUGAUCUGGAAAUGGGGGCCGCGGCGGGGGUUGUGGACGAUGCGAGCUUCGCGCGGGCGGCAUUUGCGGUGGUGUCCUCGUCGCCCGAGGCGUCUGCGAAUCAGCAGGCGAUGCAUCACGUCCUGGAUGGAUCGCCGUCGUCGCAGGAGCUAUCGGCGCAGCUCUUGUCGUCGGACAAGCCCCGGAAGAAGAAGAAGGUCGUCAAGAAAUGGAGGGACGAGUGGGCCGACACGUAUAAGUGGGCUUGCGUGCAAAUGGUGGAAGGCUCGUCCAGGAUUUUUUGCUCGGUGUGUAAGGAGUAUGGACGCAAGCACAGGAGGAAUCCUUAUGGCAACGAAGGUAGUCGCAACAUGCAAAUGAGCGCUCUCGAGGAGCAUAACAAUAGUUUGCUUCACAAGGAGGCCUUGAGAUUGCAGCUAGCGUCGAAAGACCGGGGAAUUACGCUCUUGGAGAGGCCUAUAUACAUCAAAGCUCUUCUCUCCAAGAGCGCAGAGUCGAUCAUAGAGACUGUCAUUAGAAGGGAUCCUCACGAGAGUGAAUACAUCCAGGCUGUGCAAGAGAUUGUUCACUCGCUCGAGCCGGUUCUCUCCAAGAACAUCCAGUACCUCCACGUAUUGGAAAGCCUCUUGGAACCAGAACGAGUGAUUAUUUUCAGAGUUCCAUGGGUCGAUGACAAGGGAGAGAAGCAUGUAAACCGGGGGUUCCGUGUACAGUUCAAUCAGGCUCUCGGACCUUAUAAGGGUGGUCUUCGUUUCCAUCCGUCUGUUAACUUGAGCGUUCUCAAGUUUCUAGGCCUCGAGCAAACUUUAAAGAAUGCGCUCUCAACAUUCAGUUUCGGUGGUGCUGAGGGUGGCAGUGACUUUGAUCCGAAGGGAAAGUCAGACACCGAGGUGAUGAGAUUUUGCCAGAGCUUUAUGGAUGAGCUUUUUCAUCACAUCGGUCCUAAUCAGGAUACGCUAACUGGAGAUAUUGGCGUUGGAUUCCGGGAGCUUGGUUAUCUCUACGGACAAUAUCGGCGACUGACUGGAGAAUUUGAGUGUGCUUUAGUUGGAGGCCGGAACUUGCUCGCAAACUCCAAUUUACAUGCAGAAGCUGCUGGUCAUGGCCUGGUGUAUUAUGCCAAACAUGUUCUGGCGGACUUGAACAGGGAUAUCAAGGGCUUAAGGUGCCUUAUCAGUGGGUCGGGUAAGCUUGCGAUGCACGUCAUGGAGAAGCUUAUAGCUGUAGGAGCGGUCCCCGUUUCCUUAUCUGAUUCCAAAGGUUUUUUACUUGACGACGAAGGAUUCGAUGGGUCCAAAGCCAUGUUUCUAAAGGACAUGAAGUCGCAGCAAAAGCCUCUGAGGGAGUAUACAAGGAGAUACGUAAGAGCGAAAUAUUUUGACGAUGCCAGGCCUUGGGGCGAGAAAUGUGAUCUCGCAUUCCCUUGUGCUACACAGAACGAGCUUAACCAUUCUGAUGCACUGGCAAUUAUCUCUUCAGGAUGUCAUGUAAUUGUGGAAGGUUCUGAUAUGUCUUGCACGGCGGAAGCUAUCGACGUGCUUAGGAAGUCGAAGAUAAUCGUGGCUCCUAGCAAAGCUGCAAAUGCUGGAGGAGUAGCGGUUUCGGGGCUGGAGAUGGCUAGCAAAAGCAACCAAAUGCAUUGGACUGGCGAAGAAGUUGAUACCAAGUUACAGGAGCUCAUGAGGGACAUCUAUCAAAAGUCCGUGGCAGCAGCUGCAGCGUGUGGCCACUCUAAAGAUGGGCCAGAAGCUCUAGUCCACGGUGCCAACGUAGCUGGAUUCUUGCGUGUCGCGCAGGCGAUGCUUGAGCAAGGAUGCGUGUAAAGUGCGUUCUGCUCUGUCAAUUCGGGAGAGUAUCUUACAUCAUCGUUUUAUUCCACUCGUCGAGCAGCACGCGGUGCUAGCUAUCAAGGGACGACCAAAAGGAGGACAUUUACAGGUGAGACCCUGGGUCAGACGAGCUCAAUGGAGUCAUUUCGCUUUCGGCAAAGCCUCGCAGCUUAGACCACCUGUACUGCUCUGGCCAGUAUCUGCGUCAAAAAUGGAUGCGUUCGCCGCACAGCAGCGUUGAGGCCGUAGGCUAUGGAAUUGAAGAGGCCCUGGAACAAGAAUAAUGUAAGAAACUCUACUCUAUAUACGGACUCGUAGCGGUUGAAUAGAGGCACGGACCAUGAGAGAGGCAGUGCCUACGUCCAGCAAGCACAGCCAGAAGACUGGACGCUGUGGAGCAAUGAAGCUUUGGAUGCGAUUCAUUGUCCCACACGUCCAGGAACCGAUUAAAAUCAGAGGAUAGUAUCCCAGCCUGUUCAUAAUCUAAGAGAAGAAAAAUCAAACCAAAGUUUAAAACCAGCGA